Messenger RNA from Pichia membranifaciens NRRL Y-2026, 2091 nucleotides. RefSeq lists its product as hypothetical. The transcript has a single exon. The record is from RefSeq and is a predicted model, not a curated record. Gene Ontology annotation, molecular function: DNA-binding transcription factor activity, RNA polymerase II-specific; zinc ion binding. Bases 1 to 2091 code for a protein of 696 amino acids. Gene Ontology annotation, biological process: regulation of DNA-templated transcription. Lineage: Eukaryota; Fungi; Ascomycota; Pichiomycetes; Pichiales; Pichiaceae.
AUGUCGAAACGCUUGCGUACUGCUGAGCAGGAAAAAAGAGAUCAAAUAGUUAGAAAUAGGAAGAUAUACUCUUGCCAACGCUGCUUCAAGGCUAAAAGAAAGUGCGAUAAGACCAGACCUUCUUGUUUGAGGUGUUCCCGAGCACGAACAAGCUGUGAAUACUUUACGAAAAAACAAAUCGAUGAACGGUUUCAUGUCCGACAAGGUGCUCCGGUAUCUGUAACCGAAGACACAGAUAGUUCAAGCACAGAAUUACUCAGUCGAAGCGAAAGCAAUAGCGGUUCAACAUUGCAGAAUGUUUUAAAUACUGAGAUCAAUCCUAGGUUGAGCCAAAAGGAAAACCAGAACUUUACCAUUAUUGUAAGCUCAACAGGGGAGUACUCGAAAUUCUUUCCUACGUGCUUUUUCUCUUACUAUGAACAUGCAGGGAAUGUAUCGAUGGUUUUAAAUCUGAACAGUUUGAAAAAUAAGGCGUUGGCAACUUUCGACUUCUCCAAAAUCAUCUACCCAAUGCAUUCGCUAAAAGAAAUCAAAUCAAAAGUACCUUCUCGUGAAAUUUCCGACUUAUUGAUUGAUCAUUUUAUGAACUAUAUUGCUCCCUUCGUCCCUAUUGUUGACCCACAAGAGUUUCUUUAUGAAUAUGAAAAGUUCUGGGAAGAUAGUCAAAAUUUUGAAGACAAAAAUUUUCUAGUGGUAAUGUUUGCAAUAUAUUUUUGCAGUUGCACAAACAUCGCUUUGCUUAAGGCUCUCAAGGAUAAAAAGGAUUGCCUGAAAAACGAAAGCUUAAAAAACCUAGAUUGUGAAAAUUUGAGAACCUCAAGUUUCGAGUGUAUUGAGAAUUUGAGAAGGAUGUUGAACUCAGACACAACCCCUUCCAUGUCAAUUAUAAUAAGCUUAACACUUUUGUACUAUGUUGGUUCGGCUAACGGGUAUUCUGUCUCUGUCCAAAUCACUAAUUUGGUCAAAUAUGCCCAGAUAUUUGGUUUGCAUAGAAAUUUAACGACAGACUCAAAUGAAUUGCCAAUGAGGAGUAUAGUCUACAGAUUUGUGUGGUAUUUAGAUGGCUUAGGAGCUUACUAUUCAGGAUUUCCGCCCAACAUGCACCCCGAGUUUUUUGAAUGCGAUGAAAUUUACAAUCUGCCUUCAAAUGAUAUCCACAUUCUUUUUUUAUCAGGUAGGUUGUGCAAUACUAUGGUAUGGAACAAGCUACUUUUCGAGUUCAACAAAAUCAAAAAAUCUGAGUUUGACGAGUUUGAGGAAAUAGAAACUCUCUAUUUCAACUCAAUUGCAAUUGUCAACGCAAUCAAUAAAAAAAUCAUGGAGAGCGAAGACAAAGAUUUGAAAUACAAAAAAUGGUUGGUUACUGAAACACGGUUGGGAUUGCAUAAGUCGAUGUUGUUGGUAAGUGCUUUGAAAUACUCAAUGAAGUAUAAGGAAUACGAUAAUUACAACAGAAACAUUACAACAGAUUUGGUUUUACAAUCAAUGUUAUUAAUAAAUGAAUCGAUAUUUAAAGUCAAACUUGGUAUGGCUGUGAUGCCCGAAUCGAUUUGGUUUUACAGGUUUGCAAUACCAUUCCAAGCGAUGUAUAUUGUGAUUUCUCAUAUUCAAAAAUACCCGGAUCAACAUUUGAACUUUUCAACAUUAGAUAAAGAGCACGAAUAUACGGUAGACGAGGAAGAGCUUGAAUUGAACCAUAAUAUAGGCGAUUUGAGAGUUGGUCUUAUAGACUCAUCAAUAGAGUCGUUGUCCUUCUUGACAACAUUUUGGCAUUCGUCGAAGGUCGAGAGAUUCGAGAGGUUGACUAAAUUCAGAGACUUUGUAUGGGAAAGAAGAAGAGAAACUGAAUCACAGAAAGUUUUUGCACAGGAGGAAAACUAUGAUUCUAAUGAUAGGACCCCACUAGAUGAUGAUACAGUUUACGAUGAUGAAAAUGAAAUUAGCAACAGACUCGCCAAAGGGCUUAAUGGUUACAACACGUAUUUAGGUACGGGUUUGGACAACUCAAAUGUUUUUGAAAACGAUGAUUAUUAUGAUGCAUAUGCUUUUCUUGACGAUGGUUCAAAGUUCUGGUUUGGGAGGGAGUAUUAA